ACGUAGUAUGUAUAAUGGUUGAUAUUCGCUUCUUUCGUAUUGAGCGAAUGGUUCAGAAACAGUUGAAUAUUCUACAAGCACUUACGAUAUUUAAAUCUCGUAUUUUGCAGUGUUUAUAACUAACAAUAACUAUUAUGAGGAAACCAAGUGUGUUAUACAUUUAUAUAUGUUUAAUUUUCUUAGUGUAUACGUUUGUCAGCUCGAGAAUAUUACCAGUAGAAACAGCAAGAAUAUUGGCCGUAGAAUCAAUAGCUGGUAAAUCAUUCAGUCAUUGGAAUUACGUAAGUGCUAUACUCCGUGUUUUGUCAAAUAAUGGCCAUCAUGUUACUGUGUUUACACCAUUUCCCGAAGGCGACCGAGACAACUAUACGGAAGUGGAUACGUCUAUUGAACAUGAAACAGUAUUUGCAGCAAUGGAUUUAAUCGAUGCAUUGGAUUUAUGGUCACAUCCGAUGUCGUUGAUCAAAUUCAUUAAAACCAAACGUACAUGUAUAUGUGAUCAAGUGUAUAAAAAUGAUCAGUUAAAUAAAAUAAUUAAAGAUAAUGAAACUUCCAAUUUCGAUGUACUCAUGAUUGAAAAUGUUGGAUAUGAUUGUGAUUUGUAUUUGGCUAAUAAGUUGAACUUGCCUUUGAUUUAUUUGAUUUCAUCUCCAAUGGUAACAUUCGCAGAACGUUCUAUUUUCGGUGACAUCCCAAAUCCAGCGAUAAUUUCACAUUUAUAUGCUGAUCACGCCAUUCCUAUGACAUUUGUACAAAGAUUUUUAAACACUGCAUUAUUGGGGUAUAGUAUGAUCCUUUUUGGCUAUGACAAAUGGGUAAGACAGUAUACAGCCAAUAGACCAUACGAUUUGGAAACAAGUACUGUGCGACCGUCACUGACUUUUGUAAAUAGUCAUUUCAUAAGUGAGGCUUCGAGACCAUUCCCACAAAACUUCAUACAAGUCGGCGGCAUACAUUUGAAACCUCCAAAGAGUAUACCAAAUGACAUAUUAGAAUUUAUUGAAAAUUCUCCACAUGGUGUAAUUGUGUUCACAUUAGGGUCAGUUGUUAAUAUGUCUACAUCUCCUGACUAUAUAAUGAAUCCACUGAAGGAAGCAUUAGCCGAAGUUCCCCAACGAAUAUUAUGGAAAUAUGAAGCAGAAAACAUGGUGAAUAAACCAAAAAAUGUAAUGAUAAGAAAAUGGUUACCUCAACGGGAUAUUCUAUUGCACCCUAAUGUAAAAUUAUUCAUCAGUCAUGGAGGUAUGUCAGGAGUAUAUGAAACAGUGGAUGCUGGCGUUCCAGUUCUCGGGUUUCCAUUAUUUUACGAUCAGCCAAGGAAUAUAGCUAACUUGGUUAACGCUGGAAUGGCCAUUUCCAUGGAUAUUUUAUCUGUGAAAAAGGAUACAUUUUUGAGAAAUGUAUUGGAACUAGUUAAUGAUAAAAAGUAUAUGCGAAACGCUAAAAUCGCUUCGGAUAUAUUCAAAAACCGACCAAUGUCAGCGGAACAGUCAAUACUCUUCUGGACUGAAUAUGUAAUUCGUCAUAAAGGUGCCCCGCAUUUGCUACCUCACUCACUUAAUCUAACUUGGUAUCAAUACCUUUUAUUAGAUGUGAUCGCUGCGAUGAUAGUAUUUUUAACAAUACUUAACUAUGACGAGGAAACUAAAUACGUUGUACGUAUAUUUAUUUUCAAUUCUCCUACUGCAUACUUUCGUUGGCUCGAGGAUAUUACCAGUAGAAUCCGCAAGAAUAUUGGCCGUAGAAACAAUUGCUGGAAGAAGUCAUUGGAAUUAUGUGACCGAGACAACUAUACAGAGAUAGAUACAUCAAAUGAUCAUGCAACAUUGGUUGAAUUAAAUUUAGUUGAUGCAGUGGAUUUAUGGGGACCUCCGAUGGCAAUGAUUGAAUUCAUUAGAACUAAACGUAUAUUUAUGUGUGACGCAGUGUAUAAAAGCGUUCAGUUAAAUAAAUUAAUAGAAGAAAAAGAACAUUUAAAUUUUGACGUACUGAUCAUUGAAACGCUGGGUUACGAUUGUGAAUUGUAUUUGGCUAGUAAGUUAAAUUUACCUUUAAUUUAUUUGGUUUCAUCGCCAAUGGUAACAUUUCAAGAACGAUUUAUUUCCGGUGACAUCCCAAAUCCGGCAACAAUUUCCCAUUUAUAUACUUAUCACUCCAUUCCAAAGACAUUUGUACAAAGGUUUUUAAACACUUUAUUAUUGGGGUAUAGUAUGAUGUUUUUGAGUGUUGACAAAUGGAUAAGAAAGUAUACGACCAAUAGACCGUAUAAUUGGGUAACGACUACUGUUCAACCGUCACUGACUUUUCUAAAUAGUCAUUUCAUUAGUGAGGCUUCGAGACCUUUUCCUCAAAACAUCAUACAAGUCGGAGGCAUACAUUUGAAACCUCCAAAGAGUAUACCAAAUGAUAUAUUAGAAUUCAUUGACAAUUCUCAGGAUGGGGUAAUUUUGUUCACAUUAGGUUCAGUUGUUAAUAUGUCAACAUCGCCUGAUUAUAUAAUAAAUGCACUGAAGGAAGCAUUAGCCCAAGUUCCUCAGAGAAUAUUAUGGAAAUAUGAAGGAGACAUGGUGAAUAAACCAAAAAAUGUAAUGACUAGAAAAUGGUUACCUCAACGGGAAAUUCUAUUGCACCCUAAUGUAAAAUUAUUCAUCAGUCAUGGAGGUAUGUCAGGAGUAUAUGAAACAGUGGAUGCUGGUGUUCCAGUUCUCGGAUUUCCAUUAUUUUACGAUCAGCCAAGGAAUAUAGCUAACUUGGUUGACGCUGGAAUGGCCAUUUCCGUGGAUAUUUUAUCUGUGAAAAAGGAUACUUUUUUGAGAAAUGUAUUAGAACUAGUAAAUGAUGAAAAGUAUAUGCGAAACGCUAAAAUCGCUUCGGAUAUAUUCAAAAACCGACCAAUGUCACCGGAACAGUCAAUACUCUACUGGACCGAAUAUGUAAUUCGUCAUAAAGGUGCUCCGCAUUUGACACCUCACUCAUUUAAUCUAACUUGGUACCAAUACCUUUUAUUGGAUGUGAUCGCUGCGAUGAUAGUAUUUAUAUGUAUUAGUGUAAUUAUAACGUAUGUAAUGAUAAAAAUGUUUCAUAAACAUAUUUGGAAAAAUGUGUUAUACAUUAAAACAAAAUCUGAAUAAAUUAGUUGUAAAUAUAUAAUAAAGAUUUGAUUUUAAGUAUUUAUAGUUUUACAGUUACAAUAAUUCAUAUUCUAUAAAAUACAAAUAUUAUAUAUUUUUGUUUAACAA
Molecule: messenger RNA, 3239 nt
Organism: Acyrthosiphon pisum (pea aphid)
Lineage: Eukaryota; Metazoa; Arthropoda; Insecta; Hemiptera; Aphididae
Molecular function (GO): UDP-glycosyltransferase activity
Source: RefSeq, a predicted model, not a curated record